This is a messenger RNA of Rotaria socialis, 831 nucleotides long. Lineage: Eukaryota; Metazoa; Rotifera; Eurotatoria; Philodinida; Philodinidae. The record is from the annotation of a GenBank genome assembly.
AUGAAAGAGGAAAUCGAUGGUGGAGGAUGGUAUCGAAUGGGUCAAUUGAUUCCCAGAAUGGGUUAUUUCGAUCAAGCUGAAGAACUCUACAAUGAAUUACUCGAGAAUUCUUCCGAUGACAGCGAGAGAGCUAAUGUUUAUAAUCUUCUAGGAUGGGUCAAAAGAGACCAAGGGCAAUACAAGGAAGCAGUUUUGUUCUAUGGAAAAUCUCUUGAAAUCUACCAGAAACCUCUCCCAGAUGAUCAUUUAAGUUUAGGUACAAUGUGUAGCAACAUCGGUCAAGUCCUGCUACGAGAAUUGGGCUACUAUGCAGCAGCACUUAAGGUUCUUCAAAAUGCUUAUCAAAUUCAAGAAAAAACAUUUCAAGAAGGUAAUCAAGCUUUUGCUUCAACAUUCAGUUGGUACGGAAGCGUAUAUCGGGACUUGAAAGAGUACUCAAAAGCACUAGAUUAUUUUGAAAAAUGUCUCACAAUAGUUAGAAAAACUUUACCAGAAAAUCAUCCCGAUUUCGGAUUAACAUACAGUAAUAUUGGCGAUAUACAUCAUCUAAUGGGUGAUUAUGAGAAAGCACUCGCAUUUCAUCGCAAAGCGUUAAAUAUUCAAGAAAAGAAAGGAUUAAAAGUACGUAAAGAAAAACUCGCACAAAAGCAUCCUGAUUUAGCUGUAAUAUAUCACAAUAUGUCAAAACUGCAUUUCUCAACUCAACAAUAUAGUAUGGCAAUGAAAUAUGUUCAACAAGCUGUUGAAAUUGGACAAGAGAAAUUAACGUCAACUCAUCCACAUCUCCUAGAAUAUAGAGAAACAUUUGAAAAAAUUCGAAAGAAACAGUGA